GAGUGAUUCGCUUCUCAUUCAUGCACGUAUACUAACGUCUUGUAGACAUAUCCUUCCCACCCGUACGCAGUGUUCACCCUUCCCUUGAGCUGAUGGCCACCAUUGUACAUGCUUGCGACGAUCAGGAUGUCGCACUGUUGGAUUCCGUCGUAGACUGCAAGAUUGCUCGAGCCACAGAUGCGGGCCACACACAAUUGGCCGCAUACGUGACGGGCGAGACAGUCUCUCACCUGAACGACGCAAUAGAGCAUUUUCAAUUGGUUAUGGACCAGUGUCCGGUCAGCCAUCCGGAUCAUGCAACGGCUCUCACCAACCUCGCGUGGGCCCGCCUCAAAGGCUACAUGCGAAAUGAUUUUCAAGACAUUGGUGCCACCACUUCCCUCUUCCGCGACGCCCUUGCAUUGCGUCCGCAGCACCAUCCCGAUCAUCACUUAUCUCUAUACAAUCUCGCCCGAGCGCUGAUUUGGCGCCACUCCAAGAAAGGUACUGCUGCCGACAUCCGCGAAGCCGCCCAACUCUAUCAGGAGCUACUUCCUCUCUGUCCAGAGGGCACCUACCUUCGCAGCACCGCGGCAGGGAAAAAUGGUGUCGAUUAUGUGAUCGACGAGUGCAACCGUCUUCCAAUAGACGCAUCCGAUGAAGGCAUCCACUUUCGAAGAGUCGUUCUCGAACUCUGUCCUCUGGGCCAUCAACUCCAUCCCAGAACCCUCGACGAGCUUGCACAAGCACUUCAAACACGCUUUGAUCAGCAUGGCAGCAUCGAUGAUAUUGACACGAGCAUACAACUUGGUCGUAAAGCCGUGUCUCUGUGCCCAGAGGGACAUCCUGAGCGUGAUGCCUACCUGAACAACUUGGCCGACUCACUCGUGUCCCGCUUCGAUCACCAAGGGAAACCUAAUGACCUCGAUGAGGCCAUCUCUUUGCAUGAAGAAGCACUGCGCCUGUGCCCUGUUGGGCACAAAUAUCGUGAUUACUCAUUGGACAACCUAGGGGGCGUCCUCGUCGACCGUUUCAAGACACGCGGCGACAUUGAUGACAUCACCCGAGCUAUCAGCCUCCGUCGCGAGGCACUGACGUUGUGCCUACCUGGGCAUCCACGUCAUGACACCACGCUUAACAACCUUGCCCUCGCUCUCCAAACCAGAUAUAACGAAUCACAUGUUAGUGAGGAUCUUAACGAGGCCAUCGAAUUGUAUCGCGAAUCUCUUCGGUUAAAGGGGCUUGACCAUCCAGGGCGCCCCACAACUCUUUUCGGUUUGAGCUCGGUGCUCUGCUCUCGUUUCACGCAAACUCAGAAGAAUGAAGAUGUCGAGGAGGCCAUUAUUCUUUGCCAACAAUCAUUGGCAGCUCUGUCUUCACUGCACCCGGACAGGUAUUUCAGCUACAUAUGGCUGCAGGAGGCUUAUUUGUCUCGUUACCGGAUUCUGCAUGACCCUGCUGAUUUGUCGCUCGCUAUAGAGAACUUCAGACUUGCAUCGGGGCACCCCACUCAAGGAUUCCCAUCACGCAUUAUAAUAGCAUACAACUGGACCGUAGCCGCGGAGCAGCAUGGUGAUGAAUCCGCAUUAGAGGCCUACAACACGUGUUUCGACCUUCUUGAUCGUCAUUUGGCAACGCGAUCAUCGACAAUUUUACGACGCGAAGCUGCUGCUGUCUUCAAUGGUGUCAGAUCGCUGCCUGUAGAUGCAGCCUCAUGUGCCAUAUAUCAUGACAAUCUACGACAGGCAGUUGAACUCGCAGAGCGGGGUCGUGGCCAGCAAUGGUCGCUGGCAUCUCGACUCAGAACUCCAGUCGAAGACCUCGAGUCGGCAAAUCCGACACUGGCCCACAAUUAUUUGGAGCUGAGCAAACUCGUUUCCAAUGCAGCUCAGAGUUCUGCAACCAUCACCGACAGAGCUGCUGCCGAUCGGGAAGCAAUGGAGUAUAGGGGACUUACAAGGCAAUGGGAAGCAGCGGUAACUGAGAUACGCAAUCUUCCGACGUUCUCGCGGUUCCUGCUUCCACCUUCAUAUGAAGCCCUCCAAGCGGCAGCGCGGCAGGGCCCGGUCAUCAUCCUCAUUGCGAGUCAAUACUCGUGCAGCGCCAUCAUCGUCCCGACGUCAGGAGACCCCCAUCAUGUUCCUUUGCCAUCCAUCGCUCUCACAGAUCUGAAUAUUCUUAAGGAUCGCUUCGCCAGGGCAAUACGAGAUUCAUCUCGGAUGAAUCCAGGGGAGUUGAGGACGGAUCUCAUAGUGCUCUUGCGCAUAAUAUGGGACCAGAUCAUGCUACCCAUCGUCGACGUACUCGAGCACGUCCUCAAACUACAGCGCCGCUCUCGCAUCUGGUUGUGUCCGACUGCAGCUUUCACGUCCAUCCCUCUCCAUGCAGCUCACCCGUUUCAAACAAAGGCGGAUCGUUCUGGGAAGGAGCCAUGCCUGGAGGAUCUCUACAUUUGCUCUUACACGCCGACACUUUCUGCUCUGAUAAGAUCUAGACAGCUGAUGAAGAAGCGCGUGCCUCCGUCCUUUGUGGCCAUCGGACAGGGUCAACCGGGUGCAGGGAAAGGCAAGGCGUUAUUGGCCGUCGACAGCGAGCUCGAACUUGUCCAUAAGCUCGUGCCUGCGACUGCCAACCGCACCACUAUUUCUGGCGAUGAAGCCACACGAGCAGGUGCACUCUCAGCCUUGCAGCAGAACACCUGGGUGCACCUUGCUUGUCAUGGCAAGCAGGACCCUAAACAGCCUUACGAUUCGCAUUUCGUCAUGAGAGACGAACAUCUGACGCUGCUCGAUAUCAUGGAGAGACAUAUUCCGCAGGCCGAGUUCGCGUUCUUAUCGGCUUGUCACACCGCUGUAGGCGAUGAGGAGACGCCCGACGAAGUGAUCCACCUCGCAGCUGGUCUCCAGUUUUCAGGGUUCAAGAGCGUCGUUGGCACGCUGUGGGAGGUCGACGAUGCUGUCGCGAAACACGUCGUCGAAGCUUUUUACGGGUAUAUGUUUGGAGAUUUGAAGAAAGGUGGUGUCAUGGACUGCACGAGGGCAGCCUGGGCACUCAACUGUGCUACGCACGCGGUGAAGACGAAAGUGCCGCUUGAGCAGAGGAUGGUUUUUGUUCAUAUUGGUGUGUAGUUCUACGUCUUAUUGCUGUCGUCUGGUAUAUAUUCACAUGUUGUUGAUCUGCGAUCCUCUUUUAUUCUGUUGUACAAAAAUGACCCUGAUACAUAGAAGCAAGCACUCAAAUACUGUAGGCAUGA
This is a messenger RNA of Suillus discolor, 3232 nucleotides long. RefSeq names its product CHAT domain-containing protein. The record is from RefSeq and is a predicted model, not a curated record. Bases 93 to 3107 code for a protein of 1004 amino acids. Gene Ontology annotation, molecular function: protein binding. NCBI's taxonomy places the organism in Eukaryota, Fungi, Basidiomycota, Agaricomycetes, Boletales, Suillaceae. The transcript is spliced from 2 exons.